Notothenia coriiceps (black rockcod) is the source of this 2502-nucleotide messenger RNA. It is a transcript of the gene osbpl3b, whose product is annotated as oxysterol binding protein-like 3b. The transcript has 19 exons. Gene Ontology annotation, cellular component: cytosol; nuclear membrane; perinuclear endoplasmic reticulum. The record is from RefSeq and is a predicted model, not a curated record. Lineage: Eukaryota; Metazoa; Chordata; Actinopteri; Perciformes; Nototheniidae. Bases 82 to 2487 code for a protein of 801 amino acids. Gene Ontology annotation, molecular function: cholesterol binding.
CCUUCUCCUGCCCAUCUGCUUUCAGUAGAGGAAUGUUCCGGGUGCUCCAGCCUUAGACUGCAGCGGCCAGUCUGCAGCGAGAUGGGCUCAGAGGAUCGCAGUUCAGCAGCCAUGUCACAAAAGAUAUCCUCGGUGUCACGCAGCAACAGCAGCUCCUCGUCCAAACUGGACAGCCGACAGGACAGUUGGGAAAUAGUGGAGGGUCUUCGAGGAGGCUUCAGCAAUGUCCUGGAGCCCCAGAAACAGGAGGGCUACAUGCUCAAGAGGAGAAAGUGGCCGAUGAAGGGCUGGCAUAAGAGGUACUUCUUCCUGGACAAGGGCAUCCUGAAGUAUGGAAAGUGCAGUGCUGAUAUUGAGAAAGGGAAACUGCAUGGCUGCAUUGACGUGGGCCUCUCUGUCAUGGCCAUUAAGAAGAAAGCCAAGUGCAUCGAUCUUGAUGCUGAGGAAAACAUUUAUCACCUGAAGAUUAAGUCCCAGGAGCUGUUUGAUGAAUGGGUUGCCAAGCUGCGCCACCAUCGACUCUAUCGGCAAAAUGAGAUUGCCAUGUACCCUACUGACAAGUCCUUCUACUAUCCCCACUACCCCUCCGCCAACUCCCCUAGCAUGGCGGAGGGUGCCUCCAUCAGAAAGUGCAUGUCUAUGCGCAGACAGUCCACAGUGCAUUCUGCAGGAGCCUUCCCAUUAAACUGCAGCAGCCAGGCCAAAGUAGCCGCCUGGCUCCAGUCAUCUGACGACAUGGACAACUGCUCCAAAGACUUGUCAGUGUGUGACGCCUACCUGCUGGAGCUCAACCACCUGCUUCAGAGUAUGGAAGUCCUGCACCGCACCUAUUCUGCUCCAUCAAUCCAAGCACUGCAGGCAUCUACGUUUGACAGCCAGAAAAAGGAAAAGAGACUUCCAAAGAAAUGGCGCACUAAAAACUACAACAAAGAUGUCAAAGCAACUCUGCAGGUGCCGAGCUGCAUCUCCUCUAGCUCUGUGCGCCUCCACGCCUCAAACCCCAACCUCUCCACCGCUGCGCUCGCCAACGACAAGGCGGACACCGAAUCGCUGGAUUCAGCUUUUGACGUGACCAAGCUGCAGGAGGACUUCUGUCGCGUUGCUGCCAACUUUCAUGCAACCAUGAAGACGACCCUGAAUACACUAACAUCUGAACGAGAGAGAUUAAAACAAUGUGUGGACCACGAAACAAUUCCCCCUACCUCUCCUCAGGUUGUCGGUUUGAAGAACGCUCUGACAACGAAACAGGAGUCUGCUGAUGAAUCCCUUCCACUCGUACAUCAAGUCUCCAAUGACAGCAGAGCUUCAAUCACAGAGUCUUUGUCCGAGUUCUUCGAUGCACAGGAAGUUCUGCUGUCUUCUAGUUCCUCAGAAAAUGAGGCGUCGGAGGAUGACUCAUACAUUAGUGACAUCAGUGACAACAUUUCCAUGGACAACUUCUGCAACGAGACAGAAUGUGAGAGACCAAACUCAGGCUCUGCGGAAGAAGGCACUGUCCUUUAUCAGCGUAGAUCCUGCCUGCCCUCGCCCAGCCCAAACAACAGCUCCAUCAGCCUGUGGAACAUCCUCAGGAACAACAUCGGCAAAGACUUGUCCAAAGUGGCGAUGCCUGUACAGCUGAAUGAGCCGCUGAACGCCCUGCAGAGACUGUGUGAGGAGCUGGAGUACAGCGAGCUGCUGGACAGGGCUGCUAACACACAGGACCCUUUUGAACGUAUGGUAUACAUAGCUACAUUUAUUGUAUCGGGCUAUGCAUCCAGCUACUACAGAACAGGGGGAAAGCCUUUUAACCCUCUCCUGGGAGAGACGUACGAAUGUGACCGGCCAGAUAAAGGCUUUACAUUUGUUGCAGAGCAGGUGAGCCAUCACCCGCCGAUCUCAGCUUGCCACGCAGAGUCUAAAAACUUCAUCUUCUGGCAAGAUGUGAGGUGUAAGAACAAGUUCUGGGGGAAAUCAAUGGAGAUUCUUCCUGUUGGCACCACUCAUGUAACUCUGCCGGGAUUUGGAGACCACUAUGAGUGGAACAAGGUGACGUCCUGCAUCCACAACAUUCUCAGUGGACAGCGCUGGAUUGAACAUUAUGGAGAGAUCUCCAUCAGAAACUCCAGCAGUGAUAUUUGUCAAUGCAAGAUCACUUUUGUUAAGGCCAAAUACUGGAAUUCAAGCGUGAAUGAGGUGGAGGGAGUUAUCACGGAUAACAAAGGGAAGGUCAUCCACAGACUCUUUGGAAAGUGGCAGGAAGCUGUUUUCUGUGGAGACCCUCCCUCAGCCAAAUGUAUCUGGAGAGCAAAUGCAAUGCCAGCAGACCUUGAGCAGUACUAUGGCUUCACCAAGUUUGCUAUUGAGCUGAACGAGCUGGAUCCCCCCCUGAAGCUGCUGCUACCCCCCACCGACACCAGACUACGCGUGGACCAAAGGUACAAGAUCAAAACAAAUUGUGUUUUCAUGCACUUAAAUUACAUAGUUAUUGAUAACCUGAAUACUUAAAUACUUUUUUUUGAC